AUGUCUACUGCCAACACCAGCAUCCUCAUCCCAGCACAAUCAACCAACAACAUCCAGCCAGUCAUCACUGCUGAAAAUGCCAAGUGGAUGGUCAAGGAGGCUGCCAGGGUUACAAUGCAGGCACUGAGAGGACUUCAGGGCCAGGAUGCUAAGCACUGGGGCAAAGUGGCUCAGCUUGUGUGGGCCCAGCUGCCUAAGUCUCACCCAUAUUACAAGGUCAUGGAGGAGCUUACCAGGCCUUUGUCAAGUGCCAAGCACCAGGCACAGCCAGUGGAUAAGGGGAAGGGGAAGAGUUGGGUACAGAUGAGGCUCAAAGGAUUCAGCUUCUGGACCACUGAUAUGGGAUCCAAAGAUGCACCCACAGAAACUAUGGCUAGGACCACUGGAGUUGUGAUGCAGAAGCUGGGAAAUGAGGAGGAUCAGAACAGGGAGAAGGCAUGGGGCCAUAGCCAGUCAAGAUGUGGCCAGCCAGCAUCCAAGCCUGUCAAUGCCAGUGAUCAGACCAGUAGAGGCCAGUGCUGGUCAAGGAGACCAAUGAAGAAGGCAAAACCAGCAGUCAAUGAGGAUGUGCAGGACCACUCCAUCAACCAGUCAACAAGCCAAACAUCAAAGGGCACCAAGCUGAAAUCAAUAUGCUGGUCCAUCCAAAGUAACAAGCCAUCAUUCAUCUCCUGGCCCAUGGACUGGCCACCCCAAAGCAUUGCAACAGACCCACCCAUCACUCCAGCACCAACUACUACAACUGGUGCCAAUGAUCCAUGCCAUUGUGAUGAGUAUUGGGAAGAGGUUACCAUCCUUAAGCAGGAGAAUGCUGACAUGAGGCAGGAGAUAGAUGUAACCCAUACUGAGCUUGCUGCUCUCCAUUGGGUGCCCCAGACAUGCUUAACCAUCCUCUGGUCCCAUUUCACACUACUUCCAACCCUACACCAGUACCUCACAUGCUGGUCAUGGUGGAACUUGGCACUGCAACUGGUGUUGUUGAGGUUCAAUCAUCCUGAAGCAGCUCAAGACAGGAGUCCACUGAACCCCCCCCCAGCUUCAUUUGAGGGAGGUGCUGGCUUGGAAAUGCCUCCUUCAAAUGUCAAAGCUGUGCAUGGACCUGCUGGAGGUCUGGCAAUCUCUAUCACUCCACCACCACCACCAGUUGGAUCAGUGCCCAGACAGGAAGAUGCAGCAAUAUAUUCUGUAUUGUCAAAAUGUGAUCUCCAGGAAGAAGUAGCUACUGCUACUGGUAGUUGUUCCUGUAUGAUUCAGAUACUGGAAAACCAAUCUGGUAUGGUGAUCAUGAUGGUGACUUUCAUGGUAUUGUUCUGGCUUGCUGGAGGCCAUAAGGCAUUGAAUUCACAGUUUACAUGUACUGGCAUGGUACUGGUACCAGUACAUACAUACACUGUAGACCUGCUUCCAGGAGGUCAGGCAGGUCAGGCAUGGCAUGGUAUAAUUUCUGGGCAGGCCUCCAUGGCAUUGGUGCUGGGACAGCUUGACUGUUGGCCUCAUGGCAUUGGGGAUGUGCUGGAACUCAUUACAAUGGUGCUGGGACUGCUUCCACAGCAUUGGUGUUGUGCUGGAACACAUUACAAUGGUGCCCAGAUGGCUUGCAUGAUGGACUCAUGGCAUUGGUGUUGUGCUGGAACACAUUACAAUGGUGCCAGAAUGGCUUUCAUGAUGGCCCCAUGGCAUUGGGGAUGUGCUGGCACUCAUUACACAGGUGCCAGGAUGGCCUGCAUGAUGGACCUGUGGCAUUGGGGAUAUGCCAGAAUACAUGGAACUGGUGCCAGGCCAGCCUCCAUGGCAUUGGUCCGGUGCUGGUACACAUUACAAUGGUGCCAGAAUGGCCUUCAUGAUAGGCCUCAUGGUAUUGGGGAUGUGCCAGAAUACAUGGCAUGGGUUCCAGGAUGGCUUCCAUGGCAUUGGUGGUGUGCUGGAACACAUUCCAAUGGUGCCAGGAUGGCCUGCAUGAUGGCCCCAUGGCAUUGGGGAUGUGCUGGAACACAUGGACCUGGUGCCAGGCCAUCUUCCAUGAUGGCCCCAUGGCAGUGGCAAUGUGCCAGAACACAUGGCAUUGGUGCCAGCAUGGCUUCCAUGGCAUUAGCAUUGUGCCAGUUCACAUUAAAUCAGUGCCAGCUGGGACAGCUUCCAUGGCAUUAG
Molecule: messenger RNA, 2148 nt
Organism: Pisolithus orientalis
Lineage: Eukaryota; Fungi; Basidiomycota; Agaricomycetes; Boletales; Pisolithaceae
Exons: 10
Coding region: 1-2148 (715 amino acids)
Source: RefSeq, a predicted model, not a curated record